AUGAUUAAGGUUCAGAAAUGCUGCAUGUGUGUGAGAUUAUCAACUUUUUCGAUAGUGCUGGGAUGUACUUAUUCGUUCCUUAGCAUUACAAUUGUUCUUAUUAUUGGAAGCUUCUUAUUGAAUUACGAUAAUUUAAUGUCCUCAUUCUACGAAAAGGAAGACUUUGAUAGUGUCCGGAUCGCAACAUUUUUGGAGAAAUGGAAGAAUGUUGUGGUCACGAUCCUAAUUAUAUACAUAAGUCUUCAAGCAUUAAGCUUUAUGAGCUCAUUAGCACUUGUAUGUGGAACAAUUCAUAACCGUCCAAAACUCAUAAUCUCGUGGUUAGUUAUACAAUCGUUCAUAAUUUUAUUUUGGAUAUUCGCAUCUUUUGCUACAAAUGACUUUUACAUGCUUCUUUACACAUUGCUAACGAUAUACUUUUGGGUAUGCAUUUAUUCACUAUAUACCAACAUGAAUCUUCAUUUUUAUAGAUAUAGCGAUUCAUUUUAUGGAAUACAAAAUGUUUAA
Chironomus riparius is the source of this 507-nucleotide messenger RNA. NCBI's taxonomy places the organism in Eukaryota, Metazoa, Arthropoda, Insecta, Diptera, Chironomidae. The record is from the annotation of a GenBank genome assembly.